AGUUAUCCUCCAACGAAAAUGAGAUUGACUAAAUCUUCCCGCUUUGAGCAGGUUGGCGCUGUCCAGAUUCACGAAUUGCAGCGGGUUAUCGAGUUCGACUCUGGAUCUACCUCGCCAUCCGUCGGCAGCGAUACCGUCUUGCCAGCUGAACUGAAUAAAAUCGAGUCGCAGAUGUGCAUAGUCAUCCUAUGCAUGAAUGAAGAAUUCAAGACGAUCGAAGGAGUUCUGUCCGGGAUCCCCCAUGAUUGCCUCAUCAUCUUCGUCUCGAAUAGUGAACGCCGACCAGUCGACAGAUAUCAGGUUGAAGUCCGACUCACCCAAAGCUUCUGCAAAGAUGCCAACCGACUCGCGCUCGCCAUCCACCAGAAAGACAGGGAUGUUGCCAAAGCUUUUGUGGCUACUGGUGCAGCCGAACUCGUCGACCGAGAUGGGACAAUUCACAAUGGCAAGGGCGAAGCCAUGGUCAUUGGUAUGGCGUUAGCAGCAAUGACCAAUCGUCGAUAUGUAGGCUUCGUCGACGCCGAUAAUUACAUCCCCGGCUCUGUGACGGAAUAUUGCAAGGUUUUUGCAGCCGGUCUUCAUCUCGCUGCUUCAACCAAUGCCAUGGUACGAGUUGCAUGGAAUUCAAAACCCAAGGAGCGCCAUGGGCGCUGGAUGUUCGACAAGAAGGGCCGCAGCUCCAGGGAUAUCAACGAGUGGCUCAACAAUACACUGCAAGAACACUCGGGGUUUGGAACCGAAAUCAUCAAGACUGGCAAUGCUGGUGAACAUGCCAUGCCUCUUGAGCUGGGGUUGAAGCUCAAAUUUGCCGGCGGAUUCGCAGUCGAGCCUUACGAACUCAUCUAUCUGCUCGAAAAUGGCAAUGGCCAAGCCGUAACCCAAGCCGAAAACCCACCCUUCGUUGGGGAGGUCCACAUCCACCAAAUAGAGACCCGAAACCCACACCUACAUGAUAACAAAGGAGAGGAACAUGUGCAAAAGAUGCGUUUCCAAGCCCUCAAUAUGCUAUAUCACUCCAAUAUCACCCCUGAGCCCAUCCGCAAUGCAAUUCAAGACCUGAUGGUUUCCGAAGAGGCGUUGGCAAAGGAUCAAGAACCGGCAAAAGGGAAUAUCUACCCACAAAUCGGGUCCUUGGACUUGUUGAUGCUCUACGACAUGCUGAACUCCGACGCAAAAAGCUUCCAUCAGAUCACAGGGGAGUCUUGCGCAUGUUCAUAUUCAUCGGCUUUGGGUCCCAUCGACCGGGGUUCUAUUCAGUCAACUUGA
Messenger RNA from Pseudomassariella vexata, 1266 nucleotides. Its product is annotated as putative mannosyl-3-phosphoglycerate synthase. The record is from RefSeq and is a predicted model, not a curated record. Gene Ontology annotation, cellular component: cytoplasm. Gene Ontology annotation, biological process: mannosylglycerate biosynthetic process. The transcript has a single exon. The coding region runs from base 19 to 1266 and encodes 415 amino acids. Gene Ontology annotation, molecular function: mannosyl-3-phosphoglycerate synthase activity. Lineage: Eukaryota; Fungi; Ascomycota; Sordariomycetes; Amphisphaeriales; Pseudomassariaceae.